ACUUAAACAACUUAAUUAAUCACUUCAAUCUUCUACCUUUGUUCGAUGCCUCACGAGAAUCGGUCGUUAAAUCUUUAACCUUCUAGCUCGUAUUCUUCAUCAGAUGGAUUCUACUCAACCGGACUGGCCAAGAUGACCACGCAGCUCCUCUCUACGGAGUUAACCAAUCUCAUACAAGAGAGCAAACGGAAACACAACGAUCUCAGACAGGCAGCUGAGAAGUCUUUAGAGGAACUUAAAGGAAUUCGUGCCACAAGUGAAUCACACCUUGCUGCUGAACUUUCUCAAAAGGUCAACUUUGUCAACCCUUUUGUCAUAGCCUGUGGUACAAGGAACGCCAAAUUCACCGGUAUAGCCAUUGUCUGCUUGUGCCGCCUCGUUCUUGUGACAGCACUCCCACGGUCGAAGUUGAGCCCGGUCUUAGAAGCCUUACGAGAGGCUACCUCUGCUGGGCUGGAUGUUCAGCUUAAGAUUUUACAGGCUCUGCCAACAUUACUCCAGAAUUACUCCAAGGAGAUUCAGGGAGAUCUACUUGUCACUGCUCUGAAUAUUUGCUUCAUUCUGCAGACGACCAAGAAUGGGGUCGUCAAUAAUACAUCCGCUGCUACACUUCAGCAGCUUGUUAUGACCGUAUUUGAAAAAGUAGCAGCCGAAGAUAAAUUGGUAUCUGAUGGAAACUUCGUUGGCGACGCCCCCACCGGCGAUGGCGCUGUCAAACUUCGCGCGGCAUCUAUGGAUGCUUACCGUAUCUUCAAAGACAUCUGCCUCAUGACAGAGAAUCAACGACCAGAAUAUCUCAGGUUUACUGGACUUCCGCAGACGUUCGGCUUAGAGUUGAUAGAAUCAGUCUUGAGCCAGCAUGCUAUUAUCUUCACUGACUCACGUCAUCCGGAACAGGCGCAUAUACUCCGCACAGGGGUAAUGCCUUUUGUGAUUAAGUCAUUAUCUGGAAAGCCGAAUUUUGCAACCUCUGUACGUCUUGUCCGUAUUUUAUACACGUUGCUAAGAAAACACCUAGAAGUUUUGCCGUCGGAGGGUGGUGAAGCUCUUGACACGCUCACUCAACUACUAGAUCAAGAUACGGCUGCUUGGAGGAGAGCCUUAUGUAUGGAGGUGUUUCGUGGCAUAUUUUCUGAGCCUCCUCUUCUCAGGCGCAUUUACAUGCUCUACGAUUCCAAAGAAGGAGAGAAAGAUGUUCUUAAAAAUCUGACCGCUACGUUUGUUAGGGUCAGCACAGAAAGACCAGUAGUAAUUGGUCUGGGCCACCAGUCUACCAUCCCUGUGGCAAAUCCGUAUGCGAAUUUAGGAGGCUCAUCGGAUCAGGCGAUGUUAGAGGCUAGCGGUGUUACUGGGAUUAUUGGCGGAUCCGUUGGCGAGGGAGGCAAUACUGGAAUCAGCUCCCAGUGGAGUACGGUCCGGGUCGCUUGCAUUGACCAGCUCGACAAGACUGAACCGCCCUUGGUUCCAGAGUCGUACAUCUAUGCGUUGACCCUGUCUUGUAUUACUUCAUUGUCUGAAGGGUUGGCUAAAUUCAUCCUGCCACUUACAGUUCCUCCUGACAAUCGAGCUCGCAAACGCAGUGCCAAACAGCCAGACACAGGGAGAAAUUCUCCCAGUCUGGUUGAUGAUGACAGCAAUAUUUCGAAGACCGCGGCGGAACGCACAGCCACUCAGAACUCCCUAGAGAGAUCUGGGUCGUUCAAGAAAAAUCCAGUGCCUCUUAACCCCCUCGCUGUAAAGGACCACCCUUUACAUACCGAAGUCGAGAUAUGCGCGGCUAUCAUCGACGAAUGCUGGCCAGCCAUUCUCGCAACGUGUUCCACCUUUCUAUAUGCUGCGCUUGAUUCGGAAUAUUAUCAUGGCUUAGUUCGAGCCUUUCAGAAAUUUGCCCAUGUUGCAGGAUUACUUCACCUUACUACCCCAAGAGAUGCUUUCCUCACCACUUUAGGCAAAGCAGCUGUGCCACCAAACGUAUUCACUGCUUGUACCAACACUGGCGCACCUAAGCCUGCCGCCGCCAGUCCCGUCUCCGAGCCCCCAAACAGUAUCUUGGGCAAUGCCAGGGGCCUUCUCAGCGUUGAUAACUUAGUAACUCCGGUUGGCGCCGCCGGUGAGAGACAGAGGCAAGCAUCUAUGGACGCUAACACGAUACCUCAAACUUUGAAUACUCGAAACCUCCUUUGCCUACGAGCACUGUUAAACCUGGGGAUAGCUUUAGGGCCGACACUCAGUGACUCUUGGUCAAUUGUCUUGGAAACCUUACAACAAGCUGACUUUGUGCUGUUCACAACUGGGAAGUCUCCCGGUAGGACUCCAAUUGCUGGGAAGGGUCCGGACCCGAGAGCGGAGAGCGAGGCUUCUUCACUUUUAGCUAACUUCAGCACCGAGAUCAGGGCUGUAGAAACCGCUGCAUCCAGACUCUUUGAAAGCACAGUUGACUUCCCUAACGGUGCUUUUGUGGAAGUCGUUGAUGCCAUAUGUGGUCUAUUAGACCAGCGGACAGACCAAGCUUCAGAAGCAUCAAGCCGACCGCAAUCAUCGGCUUCCUUAACAACGCCGACGCCAGCGCCAGGCCUUCGGACGCCGAGUGGCCAACACCGGAGACUCGUUAGCAUUUCUACUACCAUAGUACCGACUGGGCCUAGUCAAGAGGACCAAUUUGCCCUUGCAAAAAUUGGCGAAAUUGCGAGUAUCAACAUUGAGAGGCUCCUAGGCUAUCCUCCAGAUGUAUCAGGUUGGACACGUAUCACGACCGAACUUAUUAGUGCAUUAAGUUCCGUAUAUAUGCCUGCACAGAUUCGGCACCGCGCUGCAGAUAUCCUUGUGCAUCUUAUACUGGACGCGGCCAAAUCCGUCGUUGGUUUUGAUGACGAAACUCGCGGUCGAGUUCAACUUCGUCUCCUAGAGGCACUCCGUGACUCAUUGCUUCCACUACAAAUGGAGGAUCGUGCAGCUUCUGUGGCGACUCAUUCGACGGAUAUUGAUAUUCAUAAGAUCAUCCUCGAAGGCCUCAAAAGCCUUCUUGAUGACUGUGGUGACGCACUUCUAAGCGGAUGGGAGAUCACAUUCGAGGUUAUUGGUAGCAUAUUCAUUCCCAGAAAGUUCGGUAACGACGACACACGAGACGUUGGAGACCAAUCCUUCACCCUUACAACGCGAUCUAGCAAGCUUAUUAGAUCCGCGUUUAAUUCUUUGCAGUUAAUAUGCUCUGACUUCCUCGGGUCAUUACCCAAAUCAUGUUUUCUUAUUCUUGUUGAUACCCUGUACAAAUUUUGUUCACAGGACGAUGAUUUAAAUAUUGCGCUCACGACUGUAACGUUCUUCUGGGUACUGUCUGAUUUCUUGUCUGGUAAAAGCAAAUUACUUCCAAUCACCGAUACUCUCGUGGAUGAUCCCGACGGUAUCUCAUUGGUUGAGAAGGCCUCGAAUGCGGAAGAUGCAUCAUCAGACGCGGCCCUGUGGAUGCUCCUCUUAUUGAGAUUAACAACUGUGACAAGCGACGAGAGACUUGAUUUAAGAAACAGCGCCAUCCAGACACUUUUACGAAUAUUCGAUGCGUAUGGAGAAAGGCUCGGGCCUGAAGCAUGGUCUGUCUGUAUCAAGUCUGUCAUCUUUAAACUUCUCUCGUCGAUAGAAGAAGAGCUUGAGGAUGUUGGCAAGCAAGAUGUUGAUGAGAAAAUCCGUUACGACUGGCAUGACACAGCUGUCGUAGUACUCAAUGGCAUAUCCAGUCUCCUUGCCAACUAUCUCGAUGUGCUGACUGUCCAUCCGACAUUCAACUCAUACUGGCAGCAGCUCUUAGGUCAUUUUGCUUCUCUGCUCGAUUUCCAAGUUCUCGAGAUCAGUACAGCAACAUUCAAAGCAUUGACUCAGAUGCUCUCACAAAGCCAGAACGGCACAAAACAGAAUUUCAACAAGACAACAAUUGACCUGGCCUGGGAUCUGUGGUCUCGCGGCGUCCCCGUCUCCAAGAAAGGCAACACCGGCAAGAUCACGGACAAUCAAAAUUGCCUUCUCGCAUAUGUUGGGGCUCUUCGCGAUGUGUAUCGUCUUAUACAAGUUGACCUUACCGUCGACCGCAUUCGUCGAAUGUUAACACUGUUGCGAGAAGUUAUGCAAGUGGCUACUCCUGGAUCAUACGUAGCCGAUAUCGAUCAUGUCACGCCUUUACAAGGACAGGUACUGGAAGUGAUAAAAUUACUUCGAACUGACCUACCAGGGGCGCCGUCUGCCGUGAUAUCUCAGACAUCCGAGUUCAUCUCUCUAGCCUUUCUCGAAGAGCAUGCCAUGUCAAAUCAACGGAAUACACAAAAGCGCACUUAUGUUGCUAUGUCCAAGACUAGCAUGUCAAUUCUUCAAUCAUUGAUCGUUAACCACGCCUCUGAUGUAAACAUUUACAGCGACGGUGCAUUCCUGACUGCUCUCACGGCCUUGUCGAAACCAAUCGUGCUCAAAUACAGGUUUCCUAUUAUCACCAAGACAGAACAACCUUGGAGAUUAUCAACAACAUCUGCAUUGGUUAUUCUAGAAGCUACUCUCCCGCAACUUCAUAAACUCGACAUAUCCCGAUCGAAUCUGCAGGAUAUUUGGGAGAUGAUCGUUACCAUUGCCAACGGGGUUAUUAGCGCAGACUGUGAUGCACCACCAGACCGGGUUAACAUAGCAGAGGAUCAAGAUUUCGAUAUCUCUUCAUUCCUGAAACUCCGUGAGCUUAUUAUCCCUUCCCUAGGCGGAGAGGUUGUGGCGGAUAAGACGAGAAAGGUAUUCGCAGAAAACCUAUUCCGCAUGUCCAUCAUACAUGCGCCAGCCCCUGCCGAAUCUGCACUUAUCUAUGGAGGCGAUGGGGACGAUAUAAUUGGGCUGUCAAAUCUUUAUAAACCACGCAGAGGCCGUACUAUCGAUCCACCUCCCGCUAAACGGGAGAAGAUGUGUUACAUAUGCAUAGAUGAACUCUUCGCCCUAGUGACCAACCACAGCGAAGCUUCAACACCUCAUAUAACAGUUCAACCGCCGACUCCAGCUUUCCCUCCACCAAGUGCGGCGGCGGCAGCAGCGAACAUGCCGUUCGAAUCCCCUCAUGCCCUUCAUGUGCGGUUGGCGAGAACAGCUGCACCAUAUUUGAUACUAAGGGCAGCUCUUACGCUGAGAGCCUAUAUCGCAGAUCAACCAUUACGUGGCCGCAUGCCGCAACCGCUUAGUCAACGCAAGGAACUAUCGCGGAUGUUAGAAAGAUUAGUAGAGCUUCGGAGCGAACCCGAGGCCAUCCCAGAUACGGCCAACGUCGAAAGUGAGAGCCGGAAACAUCUUCUCAGACUCUACCCGUUGCUCGUCAGUGCGAGCAGCGUCGCCGGUAGGAGUGGGGAUGAAGGCGUAUUGGAGUUGCUGACAAAGGCAUUGGAUGUUGUUGGAUCGGAAUUGGGGAUUUGAGGUUUGUGGACUUCGAUGAUAACGACGAGGGGCUGGAUUCAUAAACCACUAGACUUAAGGUUCCAUAAAAUUGGUUUAGGGCAUCUGUACGAUUAAAUCGAACCUAUUCUUACGAAGACCAAGUAAACUACAUCGCCCCAAAAAU
Molecule: messenger RNA, 5572 nt
Organism: Annulohypoxylon truncatum
Lineage: Eukaryota; Fungi; Ascomycota; Sordariomycetes; Xylariales; Hypoxylaceae
Exons: 6
Coding region: 133-5427 (1764 amino acids)
Source: RefSeq, a predicted model, not a curated record